CAAGAUAAAUUCUAAUUCUUCUUUUUUUUAUUUUUUAUGUUUAGUGAAUUUCAAAAUUUUUAACUUUCUAACAAAAUUUUUAAAACCAUUUUUACCAUAAUUUUUAAUAAUAAAAUAAUAGUUUUUAUUCUCAUUGAAAAUAUUAUAAAGUAAAUUAUUAAAAAAUUCAAAAAUCAUGUGUGGUAUUUGGGCUCUUUUUGGUUUGGAGGGAGAUACCCUUGCGUGUGCAUGUGAAAAUUUUACAAAAAUAACUCAUCGUGGUCCAGAUGCAUUUAAUAUUGAAUAUGAUCAACGCAUUAAGAAUGGAUAUAUUGGCUUUCAUAGAUUAUCAAUAGUUGAUGGCCUUUGUGGAAUGCAGCCCAUGAAAUUAUAUACUUAUCCACAAGUUUUUUUACUAUGCAAUGGAGAAAUAUAUAAUUAUAAACAGCUGGAAAAAGAAAAUGAUUAUAAAAAUAAAACAAACUGCGAUGUGGAAGUGAUUAUACAUCUUUAUGUAAAUGAUGGUGCUGAAAAUGUUGCUCGUUCAUUAGAUGGGGUAUUUGCUUUUUGUUUAGUAGACAUUAAAAAGAAGAGAAUUUUAAUUGCCAGAGAUCCAUACGGUGUAAGACCGUUAUUUAUAUUGAAGGAUGGAAAAGGACGUUUGGGUAUAUGUUCCGAGUCAAAGGGUUUAGUUGGAAUAACUGAAAAAUUCCCAAGCGAUUGGGUACUGAAACCAUUUUCACCUGGUUUUUAUGAAGAAUAUGAAUUAUCUGAAGAAGGUACAACAAAGCUUUUGAGACGUGUACAAUUUCAUAAACCAGGAGAUAAGCCUUCAUUUUCAACAUUUAUUCCAUGGAAUGAUCUAGAUUCCAAUGAUAUUUCUGGAAAUAUCAGAAAAUUAUUAACAGGAGCUGUGCAAAAGCGUUUAAUGUCUGAAAGAAGAAUUGGUUGCUUUUUAUCAGGAGGAUUAGAUUCAAGUUUAAUUGCAGCUCUAUUUGCAUCUGAAGCUAAAAAAUUAAAUUUACCCUAUAAAUUACAAAGUUUUGCCAUUGGAAUGGGUGAUAGUCCCGAUAUUAGAGCUGCUAAACAAGUUGCUGAAUUAAUUGGCACCGAGCAUCAUGAAAUAAUUUUCACUGAAGAAGAUGUUGAAGAAGUAUUGGAUAAAGUUAUUUAUCAAAUUGAAACAUUCGAUAUUACAACAAUUCGCGCUUCUAUUGGAAUGUAUUUAUUAUCGAGAUAUGUGAAAACACAGACAGACUCAACUGUGAUUUUUAGCGGUGAAGGUGCUGAUGAAUUGGCUCAAGGUUAUAUUUAUUUUAAAAAAGCACCAAAUGCAGAAGAGGCUCACAAUGAAUCAAUUCGUUUAUUGAAAGAUAUUUAUUUGUAUGACGGCCUAAGAGCCGAUAGAACAACAAGUGCUUUCAGUCUAGAACUUCGUGUACCAUUUUUAGAUCUUCAAUUUACCAAUUAUUAUCUAUCAUUAAAUUCAUCUACCAGACAACCGCAAGACGGUAUUGAAAAACAUUUACUUCGAUCUGCAUUUAUGGAAUCAAAUUUACUACCAAACAAUAUUUUAUGGCGGCACAAGGAAGCAUUUAGUGAUGGUGUUACUUCAACUAAAAAAUCUUUAUUUCAAAUUAUUCAAAGCAUUGUUGAUAAGCAUGUAAAUGAUAAUGAAUUACUGGAAGCUAAAAAUUUAUAUCCCCAUUGUACACCAAAUACAAAAGAGGCUCUUUAUUACAGAAAAAUAUUUGAAAAGCAUUUUCCUAAUCAUGGAGAGAGUUUUACACCAUACUUUUGGAUGCCUAAAUGGAUUGAAGGUAUUUCAGAUCCAUCAGCACGUUUUAUUAGCUAUUAUGCAGCUGAAGAAAAUAAAAAUGAAAAAUAAUCAUUAUUUUCCAAAAUGGAAACAAAAAAUAUAAAUUGAAAUUUUAUUUAUUAUUAAAGGUUCAAUUAAAAAACAAAAAUUUUAUUUUAAAAUUAAAAUUUCUAAUACAUUUCUUUUAUAUUAUAUUUAUGUUAAAUGGAAUUAUAUUUUAAAAUUGUGUUUUUAAAAAUAAAUUAUUACUUUUACAUAAUUGA
Molecule: messenger RNA, 2061 nt
Organism: Leptopilina boulardi
Lineage: Eukaryota; Metazoa; Arthropoda; Insecta; Hymenoptera; Figitidae
Gene: AsnS
Product: asparagine synthetase [glutamine-hydrolyzing]
Exons: 10
Coding region: 176-1867 (563 amino acids)
Cellular component (GO): cytosol
Molecular function (GO): asparagine synthase (glutamine-hydrolyzing) activity
Source: RefSeq, a predicted model, not a curated record